AUUUUGCCCAUCUCCCACGCUCUCUUGCCCCAGUAUCUUUCUUAGCCUCUGCGCACCGUUAGCAUCAGAAUGCUACUUCAGAGGGGCCCUUGAUCUCUUAGUAUAGCCCUAGGGAGCUGUUGUCGAUUUUUGCUUUUAUUGUGGGUGUUUUUUUAUUUUUCAUUUUUUUUAAAGCAUAAAGAGGGAUUAUUCGCUGGUGGGCUUGACGUAUUGGAAAUCAACUUUCAUAGAUACUGUGAAGUUGGCAGUGGGCGUAUUGUACCACUAGAGGGCAGUUGUUCCAAACCACAGCAUUCCCCACUCCACAAAUGCUGGUCUGCCUUUUAGCAGUCUCCUGCCUGUUCUCAGUCUUGGCUGGAACGCUGCAUAUGUAGAGUUGAUUUCAUCUGUCCUGGUGGAGGUUACUCCUCAAUGGAGAAGAGACAAUAAGAAAAACAUGGCAGAGAAGGAGGGAAAGGAGAAGGAGGAGCAGGAGCGUUGGCAUCUUAAGAGAGCGAUUGGAGGAGACAAGAGUGCAAGCCCUGCGAAGUCUUGGGCAGCUGGUAGAAGUGGGAACAGCCAGUGCACACGCAGGUCCACCCAGACCUUUUCUAUUUUCGUUCUUUGAAUUUAUUCUUUUGCAAUUACACACACACACACACACACACACAAACAAACACGCGCGCGCGAGCACUCUUGGUCAGGGUUUUGGCAUGUAAUCCGAGGCUGUCCUCCACCACACCUAGCUUCCUGAUUUGUUUAAGGGGCAGCAAGAAACCAGAGAAAAUGGCCGAGGAAGGCUAGUAGUGGAGGCGAGGAGGUAGGGGCAGGAAGCCGUUUUCAGGAGGGUGGACUCUAAUGAGACGGCUGGCCGUGGCCACGAGUGGGGAGAGUCAUGAUGGAACAGUGCCUUCCAUCAGCAGCACCCAGGUUUGCUUCGGAAAGAAACUGUCUCUGCGGGCACAAUUUCAUUUAUGAAGCAGACUUAAAGCAGUCAGCUUGCUCAGGCUGGUUCUCCGUUGCCUGUCUCUUUGGAUUCAUCACCACUAUGCGUCAUGCCACAGGUUCAGAUCUUGCCGGGAAAAUGUCAGAUGAAUUUUUGUUGGCGUAUGUGCUACCUGAACAGUCCCCUGCCAGAACCUCUGCUGUGAGCAAUGCAAAAGCUGGCCAGCAUCCUCAAGGCUGGCCAGGCAACGGCCCUCGGAGUAUCAUAAGUGCUCCCCCUGCUGUGCUAGCUGGACUCCCACCAAGUAUAGCACCCUCCGCUGUAUCUUUUGGACCAGCACCAACAGGGAUGUAUCCGUCCAUCCCUCCAACUGGACCACCACCAGAAUCUCCAGCAUCCCUUCUUCUUUCUGGACCUUCAUGUCUCCAACCUAGUGGCCCUUAUUCAGCCUCUGCUGUACGAGGCCCUGGUCCCACAGGGCCUUAUGCUACACCAAAUAUACCCUUUCCAGAGCUACCCAAGCCGUAUGGUACACCCGCAGAUCCAGCUGCAGCUGGUGCUUUAGGUACACGGGGAUCCAUGUCUUCUGGACUUUGGGCACCAGGAAUAGGAGGGCAGCAUCCUAAUAUGCCAUAUUCAUCUCCAGGACCACAUCCCACUGCUCUUCCUCCAGUGUCAGGAGCACCGCCUGUUCCAUGGGGCACUGUGCCACCGGGAGCCUGGGGACCACCAGCAUCAUAUCCUGCCCCUGCAGGAUCAUAUCCCGUGCCAGGACCCCAUUCUGCUCCGAAUAAUCCUUACCAAGUGAUGGAGCCUUCAGGACCUUCUGGUGCUCCAUCAGUGCCUGGUGGCCCACAGAAAACGAACGAAGUCCCAGGUGGCUCCCGUCCUGAUGCAUCCAACCAGGAGAGCACCCCGGAGAGUACCCCGGAGACCACCGGACAAAUGAAGCAGCUGAAGGUCGAUGACAAACCCAUCAAGAGGAGACGUUCUAAGAGGAAGAGGAAGCCAGUAACUUGGGGAGACAUCAAAACUUUAACUCAUGAAGCUGAGACCUUGGGGAAACAACAAGGACACAACACUACUGACCCCAAAAUGAUGCUGUUAUGUUUAAUGACUAUAUUACAUGUUAAUUCUCAGCGUGUCAGUUCAGAAUCUGAAUGACUCUUGUCAGUGGGGAUAAAAGGCACACUUGUAAUAAACAGUAUGAUGUUGUUUUGACAAAAACAAAAACAAAAAAACCACACCA
Messenger RNA from Peromyscus maniculatus bairdii (prairie deer mouse), 2174 nucleotides. Its product is annotated as MAPK-interacting and spindle-stabilizing protein-like. NCBI's taxonomy places the organism in Eukaryota, Metazoa, Chordata, Mammalia, Rodentia, Cricetidae. The record is from RefSeq and is a predicted model, not a curated record.